This is a messenger RNA of Paramuricea clavata, 804 nucleotides long. NCBI's taxonomy places the organism in Eukaryota, Metazoa, Cnidaria, Anthozoa, Malacalcyonacea, Plexauridae. The record is from the annotation of a GenBank genome assembly.
AUGGCAUUCUUACUUCUCACAGGUUCAUCACUUCAUGCCUUAAUACGUGGUCGUAACAUGCCAUUAUCUCGCAUCAAUUUCGCAGUUAACGGUGUCUUCGUUAUUUUUACUGCGAGUCGAGCUUUGCUCUUGCUGUUUCAUCGCUACAUUAACAAAGAAAUACACCUAUCACCCUUGGCUUUCGAGCGAUUUCUAUUUAACGUAGGUUUUCCAUGUUUAGUAACUGCAUUCACUCGGAUUUGCUACCUUGGUCUGAAACAUGGAGUAAAUCACACACAGCUUGUAUUUGAUUUGGUGGUUGUGCAAUGUUACUUAUUCGUCAUCGCAGAAAGCUUAGAAACAAUGCUUCCCUGUGAUCAGCAUGUGGCACAAAACAUCAUUUCUUUACUGGCUGUCGGUUCUUUUAUGUGUGGACUGUGCGCCAUGAAUGUUUAUGGUAAGAUCUCCUAUGACGAUACUUCGGACGUCUGUACGCAGAUGGAAAAAUCGAACGUCGUGAGCGUAGAUAUCAUGGAAAGACCAAACUGCAAAACGGAAGGCAAUCGUAUGGAUAAGACGAGAAGUGAGAAUAGAGAAUCGACCGUCACUACUGUUAUAUCGUGUAUAGGCGGCUCCUGUGCUGUGAUGAAGCUGUGGGUUAUUUCAGGGAUUUUGAAGGUUUGGGACGGCGACAUGGAUAUGGAGAGUUGGUAUUCAUUGAUGUAUGCAAACAUACUUCGCAUGAUUGAGUUGGGAAAUUCUGCCAUGAUGUUGUAUCUCAUACACCGCCGCAUCACGCUCAAACGAAAGUCUUUUGUGCUGUAG